This is a messenger RNA of Gossypium raimondii (Peruvian cotton), 1593 nucleotides long. RefSeq names its product acyl-coenzyme A thioesterase 2, chloroplastic. Gene Ontology annotation, biological process: acyl-CoA metabolic process. Gene Ontology annotation, molecular function: fatty acyl-CoA hydrolase activity. The transcript has 5 exons. Lineage: Eukaryota; Viridiplantae; Streptophyta; Magnoliopsida; Malvales; Malvaceae. Bases 106 to 1401 code for a protein of 431 amino acids. The record is from RefSeq and is a predicted model, not a curated record.
GGAGUUAAUAUUCUCAUAAAAGAACAGUACAGCCGAAAUUCCUUGAAACCAUCAAAAGCUGUCACCAACCCUUUUGCAGGAAUCGCCUGAAACAUCCAAAAUUCCAUGGAAUUGAAUUGCUCAUCUCCUAAAACCAUCCCUGUAGUUUCAACGUUUACAGCAAACGGCUCGGAUUCUUCCUCAACCAGGAAGCCUAUAAGCUUAUGGCCUGGUAUGUACCAUUCACCGGUUACCAACGCUUUAUGGGAAGCCAGGUCCAAAAUCUUCGAGAGACUCCUUGAUCCACCAAAAGAUGCACCCCCUCAGAGCGAAUUGCUCACCAAAACUCCCUCUCAAAGUCGAACCACCAUCUUUUAUAACUUUUCAUCUGAUUAUAUCUUGAGAGAACAAUAUAGGGAUCCCUGGAAUGAAGUUAGAAUGGGCAUGUUGCUUGAAGACCUUGAUGCUUUAGCUGGGACUAUCUCUGUCAAGCAUUGUUCAGAUGAUGAUAGCACAACAAGGCCUCUGUUGCUGGUAACAGCUGCUGUUGAUAAGAUUGUUUUGAAGAAGCCCAUUAGUGUUGACAUUGAUCUCAAAAUAGUUGGUUCUGUCAUAUGGGUUGGGAGAUCAUCAAUUGAGAUUCAAUUAGAUGUUAUUCAAUCCCUAAAAGAAGAAUCGGAUGUUUCGCAUUCAGUAGCUCUAGCAGCUAACUUCAUCUUUGUGGCCCGUGACUCUAAGACCGGGAAAGCUGCUGCUGUUAACCGGCUUUCUCCAGAAACUGAACGUGAGAAAUUUCUUUUUGAAGAAGCUGAAGCUAGAAGCAAAUUGAGAAAAAAGAAAAGAGUGGAUAGAAGAAAACUCGAAAAUGGGGAGGUAAAUCAACUGGAACCACUCUUAGCAGAGGGCCGAAUCUUUUGCGAUAUGCCGGCCUUAGCAGAUAGAGACAGCAUUCUUUUAAGGGAUACCCGUCUUGAAAAUGCUUUGAUCUGUCAACCGCAGCAGAGGAACAUCCAUGGUCGAAUUUUCGGAGGUUUCUUAAUGCAUCGAGCAUUCGAGCUAGCUUUUUCAACAGCUUAUGUCUUUGCUGGACUCGUGCCUUGCUUUUUAGAAGUUGAUCAUGUUGAUUUCCUAAGGCCUGUCGAUGUAGGCGACUUCCUUCGUUUGACGUCAUGUGUUCUGUACACUAAACUCGAGAAUCCGGAUCAACCAUUAAUUAAUGUUGAAGUCGUUGCUCAUGUUACGAGGCCGGAGAUCAGAUCCAGUGAGGUAUCAAAUACAUUUUAUUUCACAUUCAGCGUCCGGCCAGAGGCAAAGGCCACAAAGAAUGGAUUUAAGAUCCGGAAUGUAGUUCCUGCAACAGAGGAAGAAGCACGGCGUAUUCUAGAACGCAUGGAUGCUGAGAUGCCACAGCAAAACCAGUGAAGCUGGGGCAGAUCAACGCCAACUUCUAGCAUAAGCAAUUUGAUGGUAUCAGUCAAAUGUUAAAGAUUCUUUGUAACAUUAAAAACAUAAAAUUAUUGCAGCCUGUUAAAUUUUGCAGGCAUGAGCCUGAUGAAUGUAUCAUUCCCCUUGAAAUAAAUCAGCACACUGCCUCCUUUUGUUUCCCCAAGAAAA